Arxiozyma heterogenica is the source of this 645-nucleotide messenger RNA. It is a transcript of the gene SCP1, whose product is annotated as Scp1p. Gene Ontology annotation, biological process: actin filament organization. The record is from RefSeq and is a predicted model, not a curated record. The transcript has a single exon. Bases 1 to 645 code for a protein of 214 amino acids. Gene Ontology annotation, molecular function: actin filament binding. Gene Ontology annotation, cellular component: actin cytoskeleton. Lineage: Eukaryota; Fungi; Ascomycota; Saccharomycetes; Saccharomycetales; Saccharomycetaceae.
AUGGAGAAAAUAUAUGGGAUCAAGCCUGAUGUGACCACAUUAGAUGAAGAUUUAAAAUUGUUAAGAGCUUCAAAAUUCUCAAAGGAUGCAAUUGAAGAAAUUAAAAACUGGAUCUUUGACAGUGUAUUGAGAAUUAAAGACCGACCAACUAACAGUCCAUUAUUAGAUCUUUUGAAAGAUGGUACUAUACUUUGUCAAUUGGCGAACACCUUAAUCUUUGAAAAUGACCAAGACCAAAGAAACUUCAUUACAUGGAAACACUCAAAUUUACCUUUUGUGCAAAUGGAACAAAUAUCGCAAUUUCUAGAUUUUGUUAGACAGUAUGGUGUUCCAGAGGAUGAGUUGUUUCAAACAAUAGAUCUAUAUGAAUCAAAGGAUCCAACUGCUGUUUAUCAAACGUUGAAAUCCUUAUCAAGAUAUGCCAAUAAAAAACAUCCAAACAGAUUUCCUGUUCUUGGUCCCCAAUUAGCAGAGAAAAGAGUGCCCCCUCCAAUUAAACGUAAGCCUGAUCAUCUAAAGAGUACUAACAAUAAUAGUGGUAAUAGUAAUGGUACAGGAUGGUCCACCUAUGAAUACGGAUAUAUGGGUGGGGCGUCACAAGGUUCUGAACAUAUUGUCUUUGGUCAAAGAAGAAAUAUAUUAUAA